AUGGAACCUAGAAUUACUGGUGGGGAAAUAGUAAUAGCUGAGAAUUCCAGAUUACAAAUUAAAGUUUACGAACUAGAGCAAAGAAUUCGCGCUUUUAAUGCUGACAGAGAUGAAUUGGUUCAAGAAAACACGCUUUUGAGGAAUAGAAAUGAUGAACUUGUAACGGAUAAUAAUCAGAUUCGUGCAGCAAAUGAAAAUUUAACGCGUUUGAAUUCUGCAUUAAGAAUUGUGUUAAGGGAUACUGAGGAUGAACGCGAUCAUUAUCGUGCUGUGAAUAUAAAAGAAUUUGAUGAUUUUAUUUCGAAUUUCGUGUUUG
This is a messenger RNA of Racocetra persica, 316 nucleotides long. NCBI's taxonomy places the organism in Eukaryota, Fungi, Glomeromycota, Glomeromycetes, Diversisporales, Gigasporaceae. The record is from the annotation of a GenBank genome assembly.